This is a messenger RNA of Amborella trichopoda, 2984 nucleotides long. It is a transcript of the gene UBP24, whose product is annotated as ubiquitin-specific protease 24. Gene Ontology annotation, cellular component: cytosol; nucleus. NCBI's taxonomy places the organism in Eukaryota, Viridiplantae, Streptophyta, Magnoliopsida, Amborellales, Amborellaceae. The record is from RefSeq and is a predicted model, not a curated record. Gene Ontology annotation, biological process: protein deubiquitination. Gene Ontology annotation, molecular function: cysteine-type deubiquitinase activity.
AAAAUUCCGUGUAAAAACACGGAACUUGAAAAGGGUACCUCGCUCAAGGGUAACACCUCCCGAAGAAAAUGGUAUUUGCUUGCCCCCGACUGCCCUAGCCAUUGAGCAGAGACCUUCUCUUGGCGUCUACGAGCCUUCUCACAAAGGUAAAGAGGGCCACCUUUUCAGAGAUUCCAAGAAGGAAAGCUAAAUGUUGGAGAACAGCCUCCUCCCAUCCCUCUAUAAGUUAGGGUUUCAUGGCUAUGGAGAGGGAUACACAAAGAAAAACUAAAGAGUUCUCAAUAGUUUUGGAAAAGCUCGGCUCUUUGCUAUUUAGAAGAAGUAGAUAAUAGAAGAAGUAUAGAAACCUUUCCCAUAUAUUACUUAUUCUUUGUUCCAUGCAUUUAACUUCUCUCUAAUAAUAUUUAGCCGCUAGAGCUACACAAAACUCUCUCUCUUACAGGCGUGCAGUCCAUGCUCCUUCCUUCUCUUUUCUACCCUUCUGUUGGAGCACCCACAAGCAAACAAACUGGUGGGGGUUCAGGGCCAUAAAGCCAAAGGGAGCUCUCUCUCUUUCUCUCUGUUAAAUGUUCUUCGCUUUCUCUCCCUUUAAAAACAAUCGACUAAAACUCUCUUCUUUCAUGUCUUCCUUGGUUUCUCCUCUUCGUCAUGAAGCUGGGCUCCAAACCCUAAAACUUUCUUGCCUUAUCGACAAUCCUUCUCUCUCUCAGAUAAGUUUUGGUCACUCCCAACAAAGGCUGCAUCCUUGGUUUCUUCGUGGUUUCUAUGCCUUCUUUAUCCCCAUCAAUGGAUAAUUCAAAGGUUUUGGUAUUUGGGUCAUUCAGUGAAGAUGAAAUGAGGUUAUUUCAGAAGAAAUCUCUUGAUCAUGCUGUAGGUCCUGAAAACAAUAAACAAAUCCAGUUUGGCUCCUUGGAUUAUUCAAGUGUCUGUUCUUUUGGGACCCUUACAAUUGACCCUCAGCAGAGUGAUCCCACAAGAGAUAUAAAACGAGUAGAACCAUCCAACUUAGUGACAAAUACCAGAACAUUUGAAAAUGGAAAACACAAGCUAGUUGAUAAUUCAAUAAAAAAAGGAGAAAAUAUCCAAGCAAAUGGGAGCUCCAAGGCUCACAUUCAUGGAUUUCCCACUGCUGAUGGGGAAAUAUCUAAGAAAAGCAAUAACAAAUCGAUAUUACAAAAUAGAUCUGGCUUUCCAAAUGCAAAUUCAACUUUUUCAUCGGAAGAAAAGGCUAGCAGUUCUGUUUUGGAUUAUAGCCAUGGUGCACAGCUUUCAGUUCUUGAGAAAGCAGUUUCAACUGACAUGACUCAUAAUAAAUUGGCUUCGCAAGGGAGCAUCAUGAAGAGUUCUAAUGGUGAGACUGUUGAAACUGUAUCAAAAAGAUCCCAAGUCCCUGUAAAAGGUCACAUGACUUCUGAAGUCUCUGAUCUGGAUCAUUCUAUCUCAGCUGGAGAGAAUAGACAUGAAUCUGGGAUGCAGGUGGCGAAUGAAGCAGGCGAAAUGGCUAGCCUUGAUGGGAAUUUUCAGCAUGGUAUUGAGGAUGGAAAAUCAAAGAAUGGGGAUUGUUUGGCAAUAGGUAACACCAUUCAGGAGAUAUCCUUUAAGGGGGAUCCCUGCAAAUUAAUGUGUGAGCCUGGGGCAGCUAUGAAAUAUCUGCAACGUCGUGGUCUGCUCAACAUGGGGAACUUAUGCUUUCUAAAUGCAACACUGCAGGCACUUCUUUCCUGCUCUCACUUUGUUCAGCUUCUGCAGUUGCUGAAAACUCGCAAUUUUCCCAAGGUCGGAUAUCCAACAUUACAUGCUUUCAUUGAUUUUAUCUCUGAAUUUGACAUGCCUGCUGACUCAAGUUUUAAGAAAAAUGAAAAGAUGCUUGAGGCUGGAAGGCCUUUCUGCCCCGCUAUGUUUGAGCCCGUUCUGAAAAAGUUCACUCCAGAUGUGCCACCUAGCAUAUCUGGCAGGUCGAGACAAGAAGAUGCUCAGGAGUUUCUGAGUUUUGUGAUGGAUCAGAUGCACGAUGAGUUAUUAAGAAUUGAAGGAACCCCGUCACUUUCAAAUGGAAGUAAAUUGUCGUUGAUUUCUUGUUCAGAAGAUGAUGUUUGGGAAACUGUUGGGCCAAAGAAUAAAACUGCAGUUACAAGAACACAAAGUUUUGUUCCUUCAGAAUUGAGUGAGAUAUUUGGAGGACAGUUGAGAAGUGUUGUCAAAGCAAGAGGAAACAAGGCUUCAGCAACUGUUCAGCCGUUCCUCUUACUGCACUUGGACAUUUUCCCUGAAUCAGUUCAUACUAUUGAAGAUGCACUUCAUCUUUUUUCUGCCCCUGAAUCACUUGAAGGUUACAGACCAUCUGCAGGGAAGGCAGGAGUGGUGAGUGCGAGCAAAUCCGUCAAGAUACAAACACUGUCUAAGAUUAUGAUACUGCACUUGAUGCGUUUCAGCUAUGGAAGCACGGGCAGCACCAAAUUGCACAAGCCUGUCCGCUUUCCUCUCGAAUUAGUUCUUGGCCGGGAGUUGCUCGUAACCCCAACCACAGAGGGUCGAAGAUAUGAGCUGGUCGCGACAAUCACUCAUCAAGGGAGGGAACCGUCCAAGGGCCACUACACAGCGAAUGCCAGGCAUCACACCGGCCAGUGGCUUCGCUAUGACGAUGCGUCUGUCACCUUUGUGCCCGUCAACAAGGUAUUGCAUGACCAGGCCUAUAUGCUCUUUUAUAGGCAGCUCUAACUUACUUUGAUGCCCACUUAUGGGCCGCACUCACCCUGUCAGCACAUUAUUCGAAGAUUCCAACUUCAACGGAAGGGGAUUGAGCAAAAAUUUUGUUAUAGAAGGAGAUGGCACAUGGUUUUUGGGUCUUUGUACAUGUAUGUUUCCGAGGAUGCAAUGUGAUUUUUCUUUUCUUUUUCCCUUUUUUUUUUUAAUUUAAUGUCUUUGCAAUUGCUAUGCGUUACUCCUGGGAUUUUCCUUUUUAUAAAAUGAUGAAAAAGUUGCCA